Molecule: messenger RNA, 7595 nt
Organism: Pogona vitticeps (central bearded dragon)
Lineage: Eukaryota; Metazoa; Chordata; Lepidosauria; Squamata; Agamidae
Gene: SPHKAP
Product: SPHK1 interactor, AKAP domain containing
Cellular component (GO): mitochondrion; cytoplasm
Molecular function (GO): protein kinase A binding
Source: RefSeq, a predicted model, not a curated record
CGGGAACGCCGGACUCCGCGCGGCCACCCCGACGUGGAGCUGCCUGGAGUUUCGUGGCAAUUGGCGGUGGUGGUGCCGCCGCCUCUUGUCAUUUCCUUUCCUCAGCAGCGAGAGCUGUUCCCUGAGGGAAGCUCGCUUGCCUCCCGCUCCGCUCUCUCGCCCAGCAGCGGCGGCGGCGGCGGCGGCGAAGGUCGGGCGGCGGGUUGGGGUUUUAUUGACUCCACUACAUCCUCCCUGAAGUGCUCGUGCGCUUUGAAUGCUUCAGCGUUUUUUUUUUGACGAAAAGACUCCGCUUUGCGCAUGGAAGCGCUUGGGGACCGAUGGUGAGGACAAGCUUGGGAAGGGACGUAACUGUGAAUCCCCACUGAUGUAUGAAGUCUCAGAGCACCAAAGUGUUGGCACAGAUAGUUCAGCAAGCAGUCUUGGAAGUUCUGUCACAGCAUGUAAGAAGGUGUUGUGCAGUAACAGCCUGCUUGAAUCAACAGAUUACUGGUUGCAGAACCAAAGGACACCAUGUCAAAUUGGCAUUGUGGAGGACAAGUUAGAAAAGAACUACACCUCAGUUUGUUUUGUGAAUCUGGAUGCACAUAAAGAUGACUGCAAUGAUGAGCUCAUGAAACAGAGAUUGAUUGGCAUCUCCCCAAACCUCCCAAAGCUUAUCAGCUCUAUGAAUGUACAGCCACCAAAGGAGAAUGAAAUCAUUCUGCUGAGUGGAUUAACAUCGGGGAACCUCCACACUGAUUUUGAGCUACCCCAGUGUUCUUGGCUGGCAGAUGUCUGUCUGGUUCAGUGUGCAAGAGGAAACAGAAAAAACAGCACAAACUGCAUCAUCUUUGAAAUAAACAAGUUUCUGAUUGGGCUGGAGCUCGUGCAGGAGAAGGAGCUACACACAGAGGCCAGCAUCCUAAAGCCUGAGGACGAUACUAAUUGCUCAGUGUCCUCAAUAGAGGAAGAUUUUCUAACAGCAUCUGAACAUUUUGAAGAGGAGAAUGAGGCUGAUGAAUACAAAAAUGGUCAGGAAAAACUAAUUGUCACAGAAUUUGCAGCAGAAUCCACAAAGUACAGAGGGAAAGGACUUGAAAACCCACUUUACAAAAAGGACAGAUUGGCAUCUACCCUGGAAGCUGAUUGCACUAACAAAGAUAGCACAGUUCCUGCUAGAAUAUCAAGCUCAUCUGAAGAAGACGAUAAUGGUGAGGACGAAGAUGGUGUUUCACAAACUACAGAUAAGGCCAUUCACUGGAAGCCUGGUUUAGCUGGAAAAUCUAAGACUUCCAGUAAUACAGAUCACCUGAAAGAUGCUUCUGAUGUUUCAGAAAAUGCAACUCUGACCAUAAUGGCUCAGGAGGAAAUUGUUUCUUUGGAUGAUACAACAGCAAAUCAGAGCAGUCCUUUGGUCACAUCCAAUUGUAGUGGUGAAAUAACACCUCAUGUUCUCAUACAAAAUGAACAGGCCACUGCCGGUGAAUUUGCUACGAAUUUGGCAGAAUCUGUCCUGCAAGAUGCCUUCAUUAGAUUAUCUCAGUCUGCUUUUACAAAAGAGGCUGCAGUCAGCAUCUCUGUUGGUGGUAAUGCCUUAAGUUCAGCUGCGCAUGUGACACAGGACAUCACGACUUCCCCAUCAUGGAAUGAACUCCCCAGAAUUGUUAUCGUUCAAAGUCCAGAUGGUUCUGACAAUUCAUCUGAAUGGUCUGGGUCUGGUCUUCCCAAUGGAUGUUCUUCAUCUGAAGCUGAACGUUCUGCUGAAGUUGUAGAUUGGUUACAAAAUAACAGCUGCAAUGGAGGCACUGAAAGUGCUUUAGAAGUUGCCCUGGCUUGUGCAGCUACAGUUAUUGGUACCAUUUCAAGUCCACAUGUCACAGAGAAACUGAAAAGAGAGCAGGAAUCCAUAAACUCUAAAACUGUUGUGCUGGAUAAAGAAGAGUUGGAGGGGAUAUCUUCCCCAAAUGCUGAAUCUUAUACAUCUGUGAAUUAUUCAUUUCCGUCGGCUCUGUGUGGCAUGGCCCAAGUUGCAAGUGCUGUUGCUGUUUGUGGUCUCAGUGAAGGGAAAGAUGACAAGUACCCUGUAACUUCAAGUGGACUUUUAUCUGCCGCUGAGACAUCAGCCGCCAUUACACUUCACUGUAGCAUAGCAAUAGGAAGCAGCAUGGAGAACCUGAACGAUAGCAUUGCACAAGUGUUGUUCAAAGAGGCAUCUUUAGUGUUAACAAAACCUGAAACAUACAGAAGUAUUGGGGAUUUUAUGGAAUCUGUAAAUGGGGAAAUAGUUCAGGCUGUGACAAAGCCUUCACUUCCCCAUUUGGAGGAAGUAAUCGUUGAUGACCUUGCCAAGAACCUGUCCAGUGUUAUUCUCAGGCACUCAGCGCAAGAAGUCAGGAAGAAGCAGCUAAACACAAAUUCCAAAAAAAGCAUAGAUUUUAAUACCCAAGAUAUUUUUGUUGCCACUGUAAAUAAACUGCUUUUUAAUAUACUGUACUUCACUUGUAAGAAAAUGGGUGACAUUGCACAGCUUAGUGAAUGUUCAGAUACUUGUGCUGAAAGUAAUUUUAGUGAUCAGGUAAUGGAAAGCCAACCAAAAGACACAGCAAAUGAUUUGUUACAACAAUUCUCCAACUACUCCAGUAAUAAAUCUUUUAGUGCCUUCUCUGGCACCUGCCCCAAUAAAGAGGUCGUGUCUGAAACAGAUUCUGUGAAAGUUGUCAAACAGGAAGUUGUGUCAGACACCCUGGAAUCUGGUACACUUGAUGCAGAUUCACUAGCUAGACUCAAUCCUCAUAGUUCACCCACUGGAAAAGCCUCUAUGCAGAAAAGAUAUUUGAAACGAACUGCACAGGAGUGUUAUAAAUGCAUAAAUCCCAGUAGCAGUAAUCAAACCAAAAAAGAAGCCCACACGUUUACUAGCAAAGACAAUAUGGUGUCAAACAGUGAUUGUAGGCCUGGCCUUCAAGAACUUCAAUCUUCCACUGUGGAAGUAAGUACAGAAAGUGAAGAAAAGCAUACGUGUGAUGCAUUGUGGCAAAAUGAAGCUCAACACGCAGUAUUAUUAUUGGAUAAUCAAGGUUUUCUGCCUUCCCAGCCUCUGCCACAAUUGAAGCACCCAGCAGAUAAAUACUGCAUAACAGAUUUUGCAGAGGAAUUGGCAGAGACAGUGGUCUCUAUGGCAACAGAAAUAGCUGCCAUUUGCCUUGACAAUUCAAAUGGCAAGCAACCAUGGUUCUGUGCAUGGAAGAGAGGAAGCGAAUAUCUGAUGCCCCAAGCUUUGACAUGUCGAACGAUCAAGAGGAAGAAAGAAGCAUCAUCUAAUGGGCCAGCUAUGCGGAAGCACAGGCCACCUAGGCUUAGUGAGAUCAAGAAAAAAACCGAUGAGCAUCCUGAAUUAAAGGAAAGGCUCAUGAAUAGGGUAAUGGAUGAAUCUAUUAACCUUGAUGACACACUGGAUUCAAGCAAUAGUUUUGGCAGUGAAGUAGCUGCUAAAAUUAUGACCUUGGCUGAACUGUCUGUGACUGAUAAUGUCUGGCAGAGUCCAAACCAUCCUCGUAAUAGACUACACUGUGACAGAUGGAACAGAGUCAAUGCAUCCAGCUGUGAGAGCAUUCCUGAGGAAGAUGCAGAUUCAAAAGGGUCUGCAAAUACUUUGGGCCUUAUGAACACUUUAGGGCAGCCCAUGAGCAGGACUAGUUCUGUCUCUAAGCAGUCUAGUUGCGAAAGCAUUACAGAUGAGUUUUCAAGAUUUAUGGUCAAUCAGAUGGAGAACGAAGGCAGAGGGUUUGAUUUAUUGCUUGACUACUAUGCUGGGAAAAAUGCAAGUAACAUCUUAACAUCAGCAAUACAGCAGGUUGCCAAGAAAAAUAGCCACCUCAGUGUGAGGCCAAAUUGUCCAUCCAAACAGUCCAGCACUGAAAGUAUAACAGAAGAGUUUUACAAAUAUAUGCUGAGGGAAAUUGAAAAAGAAAAUAAAGAAAACAUGUAUUCUGCUAGGAGUAUAAAAGAUUGGAACAGCAAUUUAUUACACCCUUCCCAACGAUCGCCACUUUGUUUUAGGCAGUCUUCAAUGCCUGAUAGCAGAUCCUCAUCAUCUAGGUUAUCAGUGAAUGUGCCCAUCAAAGCAAAUUCAUUAGAUGGCUUUUCUCGCAAUGGCCAUCGCGAUUCUCUCACUGUACAACCUAUCAGCACAGUGUCCUCCUCAGGGCUUUGCAAAUCAGACUCUUACCUGUAUCAACGAUGUCAGACUGAUCAGAUAACAGACAUGCUGAUUCAUGAGACAUGGUCAAACUCCAUCAAAGCACUAAUGUGUAAGAACAAAAUAAUAGUAGAUGAUGGGGAAGUUCCAGAGCCAGAUCUGCAGCCUCAUGACUCCCCACCACAUGUUCAACUGUAUGCAAACAGGCUAGCUGCCAAUAUUGUGGAAAGUGGUAAAACAUUAAUUGCUACCCAUCAAGAUUCUACAGACAGAGAUCCUGCCUCAGAAAGUAGCCAUAUACUAAUGGGGAAACAAAAUAACUGUAAACCAAUAGAUCACGGAAUAGAUUUGAAUGUGGAAAAACAACCGACAGAAUCCCCUGGGUUGUUUCCUAUAAACUGUACAAACCCUUCUGCAUGCCUAAGAAAAGUGCCUUUAAUUCAGAUAGAAGCAGAACAAAGAGAAGAUCUUGAUAAAGGCUCAGAGACUAUAACUGAAGUUAAUAUUGCCUCUGAAAAAAAUAUGGAGUAUCUAAACAAAGACAAACCUACAGUGGUAUAUACAGGAACGGAGCCAGUUUCAUUAGUGAACAGCUUGACUGCAUGCAGGGGCUCUGAAUCUGAAGCCUCUGCAGAGGCCAAAGCAGCGGAAGAGUCUUCAGUCCCUCUCAGCAGCAGUGAUGAAAGCACAGGUAGCAGCUGGUGUCAGCUGGUAAAUGACGAAGACAACCCUGAUGAUACUAGCAGCUAUUUGCAGCUCAGUGAGAGAUCUAUGAGCAAUGGCAACAGCAGUACUACUAGCAGUCUUGGCAUAAUGGACCUGGACAUUUAUCAGGAAAACAUGCCAUCUUCUCGUACAAUUCAUGAGAUAAUAGAAGAAAACACAUUCCAUAACAAAGAGCCAGAAGAAGCAAUAGAACCUACUUCUGGUUUGUGUGUGACAACAGCAAAUGAGCAAAAGGAUCUCUUGGUGAUCAAUUUUGAUCUGGAACCAGAGUGUCCAGAUGCAGAAUUGCGUGCCACGCUUCAGUGGAUUGCUGCGUCUGAGUUGGGGAUUCCCACAAUCUAUUUUAAGAAAUCUCAGGAAAACAGAAUUGAAAAGUUUCUAGAUGUUGUGCGGCUUGUCCACAAGAAGGCCUGGAAAGUGGGUGAUAUCUUUCAUGCUGUGGUAGAAUUCUGCAAGCUCCAAGAAGAAAGCAGAGCGUUCACUCCAAGCCUCUUUGAUUGGCUUCUUGAGCUGGGAUAAGAGACCUUGUUACAUGCUUCAUUUUCACUUUUAAUCCCUUAGUGGCAGUGGUUUGUGAGUGGCCCUCUUUUUCAGAACAUCAGCACAUAAACUGAACAGAAAUGCACAAACUCUGCCAGUGCACCAGUCUGCUUGAAAACUGUACAUAAUGAGUGAAGGAAAAGAAAAAAUCCGGGUUUUGCAGUUCACUCAUGUGAGAAACCUCAUGUUUUAGUAUAUACUGUUCGCAGGAAAGGAUGGAGGUGUGUAUUUUAAACUAGUAAACCUUUUAUGAAGGGUUGCUUUUAAAAGAAUCUGUUUAUCAUAAUCAAAGAUUUUAAAGUAUCUAUUAGCUAUAUAUAUUGACUGGCACUGGAACUGCACAGUUUUUUUGUUGAAGACCUCAGUAUUUGUAAUUUGACAACUCUAGUGGUUUGUAUGGAAUGUUAGUCUGUAGGAGGAUGCACCUCUCAAUGAAUUCUAUAUAAUUAUGUCUUCAAAUUACCCACAAGGAGCAGAAAGAGGACUCUUGAGCUUUUGAACACUGCUACAAAUAAGUGACAUUACCUGUUGAAAUUUCUUUUUAAAAGCCUGUUCAGCAGGCAUAUCUAUUCUGCUGAGAUAAAUUAAAGUUUGGCAGAUUUUCAUACAGGUCUUUAAAACUCAUGUUGUUGUUGUUGUUGCUGUUAUUUCCUGUAACUAACAGAGGCUGCAUGCUCCAGUGAAGGUAAUAUAAGACUGCUCAUUAACAGAUCUGAGUCCCACACACGGCUUUAUUAGUUGCUUGCUGUGAGACUGUGGGCAGGUUUUGGCACUUCUGAGCUUUACUUCUGCCAAUCUGUAACAGCGAUUCGUGUCCUUUGUAAAGUUCUUUGUGAUCUUUAAAUAAACAGAAUAAAUUUUGUAAGGGAUCCAAAUUACUACACAAAUUUUACAUUCUAAUUCUAUGCAUAUUUGCUCAGACGUAAGUCCCACUGAGUUUACUGGCUCUUACUCUAAACAAGCAUGCACUAGAGUGUGACUGUUAGAUUUGCUAUCAUUUAGACUACUCUACUAAACUAAAAUCAGUUUGCUUCAGACGAAGCUGAAAACAGUACCUUCAUAAAAAGAACAUAACUGUGAAGGUUUUUUGUACUAAUAGAAAAACAUAAACAUGUUAACAUCUUUAGAUCUAACUUUAGUUUUGGAAUUAUAUAUUAGAGAUGCAGUACAAAUGAGUUUCUCGCUACAGGAAAAGUUUAGUUUGUAGGAAAAGUUUUACGAGAAGUUUAGUUUGUCAACAUGUGGUCUUGAUCUUCAAAUGAUUAGAUGUUUUCAUACCUGUAUGUAAACAUUCUUUGACACCAGUCAAAAGUUCUUGGAUAAUUUUUAAGUCAAGAAAAAGAAUUGUGUUAUAGCAAAAUAUUCGGCUCAUUACCUACUAAAUAAUCUCCAUUGUGAACAUUCUCUGCAAAUGUAAUCUUCACAAUGCAGUUUUACUCCUCACUAUUCAAAAUCAUACAUAUUCUAGUACGUAUUUAUGGCGGGGUGGGGGAGAUGACUUUAAUUUUUUGGUUUUGUAGCAAUUCUGCUUGUAUGUUCUGAAAAAUAUGAAAGGUGUAUUUUUAUUUUCAUUACCAGAGUAUAUAAUUCUAUAUGUCAAAAAUGUUUUUGCACUAUUUUUGAGUAAUUUAAAAUAAAUUAUAAAGAGCCAUAUUUGCCACCAUUGUUCCUGUGAAAUCAGCUUCCAUGCAUGCCUGUCCUUUGUCCUGCUUUCAGUAAAGAAGGUAUCUGCCAACAUUUUAACCUAUUUCUAACUGUGCAAACAACAUUGCUGCUGUUACAGUGAUUUUACUAGUAAAAAAGUAAAGAUUGCUAUUUUUACUCCUGAAACUAGCUUAGGCUGAACAGCACCUGGCUCUAUUCUUGAGAAGUGUCACUAUCCAAAAAGUGUGCCAAGAAUUAUGUGCACUCAGUACCUCUCACAAAUAAAGUUAUGAGGCAUUAAAGAUUGAAAUCAAAUUGCUUGAAAAGUUAUUUAUUUUUUGAUCCAUGCAAGUGAGUUGUGCGUUAUACCGACCUUCCACAGUGGUAGAAUAAAUGUUUACAAGCACAGAUAAAACAGCUGCCAUGUAACAAUGUUAUGAAAUUCCUUUCUGUACGUUUCUUAGUAUUGCAACCAGAUCUGAAAUAAAUUUGUGUUAAAAGCCUA